UAACACCUCUCAGCCUGCUUAUCUACUCGAUUUGUACAACUGCUUCGCAACACUGGACAUGGAGGACUAUGACGGUCACUCGGCCGCCAGCAUCUUGGCUUCAGUUAAAGAGCAGGAGGCGCGUUUUGAGCAGCUGACCCGAGCCCUUGAGGAGGAGCGUCGCACCGUCACUCUGCAGCUAGAGCGCUCCAACAUGCCUCCCAACCCUCCAACCAGCCAACCGCUAGCAUGGCAGCAGGUGGGGAUGCAGGAGCAGAGCCCCAGCAACGCCACAUCCCUGGCUAUGAUGCAGGAGCCGCAGGAGGUGGUGGAGGAGACGGUCACCAUAGAGGAGGACCCUGGCACCCCCAGCUCCCACGUCUCCGUGGUCACCUCUGAUGACGGCACCACGCGGCGCACAGAAACCAAGGUGACCAAGAUGGUGAAGACGGUGACCACGCGGACGGUGCGCCAGGUGCCCCUGGGGCCCGAUGGCCUGCCCCUUCCCGAAGGCUCGUCCCCGCUGGGCAGCUACACCGACUCCAUCGACCGACGCUACAUGAAGAACGGAGGCGACCGCUUCAUCACCCCUCACGCCACCUCCACCCUGACGCGCUCCUACAACAACUCUUACAACGACUCGUAUGGAGAGACGCCCGAGAGCCAGUACGUCCGCCACUACGGCCUGCACGACGGCUACGCCGAUUUGACGGACAACUACGGCAGCCUAUCGCGCGGCGUCAACUUGCGGCCGCCGCGCUACCCCUACCUGCCCAACAGCUACCGGCCGGAGAACAGCUACACGCUGCCCGUUCGCAAGGAUGACUACGGCCACGUGGCCCAGCCCCAGGUGCCGAUGGGGAGCAGCACUGUGGAUGUGAACCGCUCGCAGCCCGAGCGCUUCCAGGCCGAGCCAUACGGCCUGGAGGAUGAUCGCCGCAGCUUGGGCCCUGAAGAGGAGGAGCCAUAUGAGCUGGAGCCCGACUAUUCCACCGCCAACCGCCGCACCCUGCAGGGGGCCAACCGGGGUCGCACCCACCGGGAACCUCUUCGUGAUAUGCCCCGAGUCAGAGGGUACCCAGAGGAAGCCAUCGAGGCCGAGCUGAUCGAUGAGCGCCACCCCUACAUCCAUGGCAUUUAUUCAGCGCCGCUGGCCCAGCCGGAGAGGGGGAGCAUGGCCAGUCUGGACCGCACGGGUGGCCGACGCUCACCGUCCAUUGACAGCAUCCGCAAGGACCCGCGCUGGCGUGACCCAGACCUCCCCGAGGUCAUCGCUAUGCUGGGUCACCCCAUCGACCCGGUCAAGUCCAACGCCGCCGCCUACCUGCAGCACCUGUGCUACGAAAAUGACAAGAUUAAGAAGGAUGUGCGUCAGCUGAAGGGGAUUCCUGUUCUGGUGGGGCUUCUGGACCACCCCAAAUCAGAAGUCCACCGCAAGGCUUGCGGUGCCUUGCGCAACAUCUCCUACGGCAAGGACAAUGACAACAAGGUGGCCAUCAAGAUCUGCGACGGCAUCCCGGCCCUCGUCCGCCUGCUGAGGAAGACCAACGACAUGGAGGUUCGAGAGCUCAUCACCGGAACCUUGUGGAAUCUGUCGUCCUAUGAACCCCUGAAGAUGGUGAUCAUCAACCACGGCCUGCAGACUCUGACCAACGAGGUUGUUAUUCCCCACUCGGGUUGGGAGCACGAGCCCAACGAGGACUCGAAGCCCCGCGAUGCCGAGUGGACCACCGUCUUCAAGAACACCUCCGGCUGCCUCAGAAAUGUGAGCUCGGACGGGGCCGAGGCUCGGCGCAGACUGAGGGAAUGCGAGGGAUUGGUGGACGCCUUGCUGCACGCUCUCCAAUCAGCUGUGGGGAAGAAAGACAUGGAUAACAAGUCUGUGGAGAACUGUGUUUGCAUUAUGAGGAACUUGUCCUACCACGUCCACAAAGAGGUGCCGGGGGCCGAGAGGUUCCAGGACCCCUCGGCGCUACAGGCUCCUGGCUCAGCAGGACCACAGAGGAAGAAAAAGGACGACGCCGGCUGCUUCGGUGGCAAGAAAGCCAAAGAGGAUUGGUUUAAUCAAGGCAGGAAGAAUGGCGAGAAUGACAAAAACUAUGACACACUGGAUCUGCCCAAGCGCUCAGAGCCGUCAAAAGGCUUUGAGCUGCUGUAUCAGCCGGAGGUGGUGAGACUCUACCUAUCUCUGCUGACGGAGAGCCAGAACUACAACACCCUGGAGGCCGCUGCCGGGGCUCUGCAAAACCUCAGCGCUGGACAGUGGACCUGGUCCAACUACAUCCGAGCCACGGUGCGCAAGGAGAAAGGUCUUCCCAUCCUGGUGGAGCUGCUGCGCUCCGACUCCGACAAGGUGGUCCGAGCCGUGUCCAUCGCCCUGCGCAACCUGUCCAUCGACCGCCGCAACAAGGACCUGAUUGGAAGUUAUGCCAUGCGGGACUUGGUGAGCAACCUGCCGAGCGGCCAGCAGCGGCCAGCCAAAAACCUGGAGGAGGACACUGUGGUCGCCAUCCUCAACACCAUCCAUGAGAUCGUCACUGACAGCUCUGAGAAUGCCCGCUCCCUCGCCCAGGCUCAGGCCAUCGAGAAGCUGGUUGCCAUCAACAAAACUAGCCAAUCAGCUCGCGAAACCAAGGCGGCGUCCCACGUGCUGCAGACGGUCUGGAGUUAUAAGGAGCUGAGGAACGCUUUGACCAAGGACGGCUGGAACAAAAGCCACUUCCAGGCUACGAUGACAACCACUCCUAAAGCAACCAAGAACGGCAAGCCGGGCUACGACGACACCACCCUACCCCUGAUGGAGAAGAGCCAAGAUGGUUACUCCACCAUUGACCAGAGGGAAAAGGACUGCAAAUACAAGGCAGUUGACGGCUCAGUGGACCAGACAGAACGGGAGCCAUUAAAGAAUGACACAAAUAGGAAACACUAUAUCAGGAGUAACAGGCCUGCAGUCAGUCUGGUGGACGCUUGUGAUGUCAAGCCCCAGCCUGUUGACUCCUGGGUCUAAAUGCAUGCAUGGCUUAAAAUAACGACACCCAGCUCGAGAACGAUCUCUCACAUCAUCACUGCCAUUUCACAUGGAGCUCAUCUUUGGAGUUGGACUUUGUACAGAAAAGAGGAUUUUAAAAAGAAGAAAAAAAAUGAUCACGACAGCAACUACCCAGCAGCAGCCAACAUGCUCAUGCUUUUCAGAAAAAGGACAAAGAAAAAAGGACAAAAAAGUGACUACUUUUCUCAAAUCUACAUUCCUGCAGGACAUCAUGUGGAUUUUACAGUGUUUAGCUCGACCGGUGAGCAGAGAAGGACAAACGGCCGGCGUGAAGGAAUGGACGUAUGAAGGGCGAACAAAGGGAGUUGAAGGAAAUCAAUGGAAAAGGAAUGUGAGUCGGAAGGAAAUAUAUGUGGAGCUGGAAUGAGCGGUUACUUCGUUUCAUUUUUUACAUCUGGAAGAAGUUCAUGCAUGUGUGAAGGUCACAGAAAGUUGUUUUCAGAUUGGUAAGAUGGACACGAGUAAGUAAAAAUGAGAGAAAGCGAUCCAGGGAAGAACUGUGUAGCACAGUCAGGUACGGUCUGAUCUCAUCGACUUACAAUACAUUUGGUUCACUGUGUUUUUUUGUGUUUUUUUUAAAGUGCACUGAGAUGCUUUGAAAUCAAAAGUUAUUAACAAGUGGUUGAUGUUCAUUUAUAAAGUGAAGAGUGUAAGUUGUGGUUCAGAGAAAGGAAAGUGACAUAGUGUGUCCAUCACGUGGACUAAAAGAAGGAUAAAAUGGAAUCACCGGUUUCAACAUGUUGACCCUCUCGUGAGCUCGUGAGCGCCGCGGAGCUUGUCGGGGCGAAGUUCUCAGAUAAAUGCCCCGUCGGAUAUUAAAACACAUUUGGGGGGACUUGAUGACAGAAAGAGUAACUUUUAUUCUUAAAUACUGAUGAAUAAAAAAAGUGGGCUCCAGCAAAAAGGGCACUUUUCUCAUCCAGGGCAAAAGGGCUGGUGCUUGAGCACCACUCGGGCUCUAUCUGUGCACGUGCCUGGUAACCACUGCUCUGUGUCAAGGAUGUGUCUUAAAGAGGAGAUGAGGCAUUUUGUUGAUAAAGGAUUUGUGUUUUUGAAAAGAGAGGCGGAAGUUUGUUGUCUUGACGAGAGGGAAGAUCAAAAAGCAGUUUAUAUUUUUGUUGGGUUUUUAUAUAAAUGUAUAUUAGGGCCAAAAGGAAAACAAUGGAAAAAUGAAGGUGACAAAAAUAAAUUACCGACAUCUUAGUUGUAUAUUAAUAUCACAUUGUUUGGAAAGCACAUCUCAUUUGGCUCAGGCUCGCCAUGUUUGUAAACAAGAAAUAACCACGUAACUUAAAUGUUUACGCCGACGAUCACCUAUUUAUAUUUUGUAUUUGUCCCAAAAAAAGUUACAGACAAAAUGUCGAUCUGCAGUGUUCUUUCUAAAGGCCAUGAGUUACAUGUGGUCCGACAGACCCGGAAUCUCUGGAGGGGUCGGAGGUCAGACUAAUGAGACAGACAGGAGACGGCAGUGUGAAUGAAAAAGGUUCUUUAGUUUUUCUUCCUGAUGCAUUCACACCAAGUCACCGCCAAUCCCGAAACCUUUUCACCGGUGCAUCUUAAGAAAUAUUCAGUCGUGAGCAUGAAGAAAAACUGUACAGAUGUUUAUAUUCUAUUCUUUCCAAGUGCCAGUUUUUUGUGGUGUCAUUUGGAUAUUAACUAAUUCAUUCAUGUGCAAGAAGAGAGGACAAGUGAAUCUGGAUGUUUAUGGCAAAAAUAAAAGAGUUACAUCACACUGUACAAAAAACAAAACAUCAAGUUCGGUCAUAUAGUAUAUAUUUUUACAACGUGUUAGGGUGGGCAGUUGGGAUGAAGACGAGCAGAGAGAUACAGAAUCAUAUUGACGUUCUUCUCCUGCUUGGCGAGACUGCACACCAAAUCCAGUGAUUAUGUGUUUAGUCUCCUUUCCAGCCUCAGUCUGUCAGAGACACAAAGAGAAGCCGGUCCGAGUUGGCGUCACUCAUGCGUCAUCAAGGCGAAUGGCAUGUGCCUGCAUUGAAGUCUGAGUUUUCUUUGUGGCGUAUGUGACUUUAUAAAGCUUGCAUAUUUUACAGUGUUUACAAAGAUGUAUGUUGUGGUAAAAAUCAAUAAACUACACAAAAAAACCGUACUGUAUAGAUUUUAAUUUCAGAGGUUAAAAAGAACAUUAUAAUGAUACCCAGCAUCCCUUUUGUGUGUCCUCAGAAGUCUGUGCUUUCAUUGGAUAAUACUGAACCCUUACAACAAAGACCCCAAUGACUGUCUGUUCUUGACUGCACUUUGCAGUACCACAACCAAAGGAUCUGCAGUUGUAUUUACAUGCAUUCAUAACAGGGGGAGGGGGAGGGUUGGUUUUGUGGAUGUACAAAGCAUUGUAAAUUCACAAAAUAAAGAGCCAAGCAACUGUGCUGUAAAAUAAAUGCAGGACACGUCCACGCAUCGAAUCAAACAAGCCUACCUGUGUGGAUGUAACGGAUUCAAGACCGUCAAAAUAAAGUAACUGUUCUACUCAGUAGCAGAAGUCUUUGUACCUAUCAUGUGCCUUAACCUUUUCCAUGGUAGAUACAAAUAAGUGUGUUUUAUAUAACUUUAUUCCUCCCUUUCAACUGUCAUCUGUCCAUUCGGUCUGUUCACCCCCCCCCCCCCCCCUUCUCGUGUCACCCCUCCUCCCUUUUGUAUUCACUCAAGUCACUCAUUCAUUCAUCCUGCACCUCCCCAACCCCGAGUAGGAUAGACUGUUGGUGGGUUUCUGCAUUGUAUUACAUUGUAUUAUAAAGUUUUAAAAAGAUAGUCAUUCAAAUAAUGGUUUUGAUUUCCUAGAGGAGUGAAGUUGUUAAUGCUUUCGUAGCGAGCAGAAGCAAUGCCACAAUGACAGAAUGUAUUAUGUUAAUUUUACUAAUACCCAGAGGCAAAUAUUAAGCUUGUUAAACAUAACGAAAAAAUACUGGUUUGUAGAGUAUACAUUUGGUGUGUUUUCAAUAAAUCAUGCCUGGAAAGAAA
This is a messenger RNA of Pseudoliparis swirei, 6004 nucleotides long. It is a transcript of the gene arvcfb, whose product is annotated as ARVCF delta catenin family member b. Gene Ontology annotation, biological process: cell-cell junction assembly; cell-cell adhesion. The transcript is spliced from 18 exons. The coding region runs from base 59 to 2986 and encodes 975 amino acids. Gene Ontology annotation, molecular function: cadherin binding. Gene Ontology annotation, cellular component: nucleus; plasma membrane; cytoplasm. NCBI's taxonomy places the organism in Eukaryota, Metazoa, Chordata, Actinopteri, Perciformes, Liparidae. The record is from RefSeq and is a predicted model, not a curated record.